Messenger RNA from Sitodiplosis mosellana (orange wheat blossom midge), 6905 nucleotides. RefSeq lists its product as uncharacterized. The transcript is spliced from 21 exons. The coding region runs from base 737 to 4792 and encodes 1351 amino acids. NCBI's taxonomy places the organism in Eukaryota, Metazoa, Arthropoda, Insecta, Diptera, Cecidomyiidae. The record is from RefSeq and is a predicted model, not a curated record.
AACAUCGGCAUAACAAUAGAUUACAUACAAUAAAUGUAGAGAGAAAAAAAAUAACGAAUCGUAUGUGUAAUAUUGUGAUCGUUCGCCUCUCUUUUGCAUUGUCUCUAUCUCUAUUCCAAACUGACCGACCGACAAAAUAAAUGCGACUAACGAUACACAACAGUAGCAGCGCAACAGCAUACACAAAAGAAAAAAAAAACUAUAUUUUUUAACAGAUUUUUAAAAAAUAAUCAGUUAUUGCGGAGAUUUGGUCGCGAGCAGUCGAUAUUGAAAAUUCUUCCUCGCACCAGACACAUGACAAUAUCAGACCGUUUUUUUUCUACUUUUAACGGAUGCGAUUUUUGUUCAAAUUCAAUACGAUUGAGAACAAUUUUUUCCAACAACUGCCCAGAAUAAAAUCAAAUCGACGGAAAGUGAAUAAAUUGAUACAUUUUUUCUCUCGUCAUCAUCAAGUGCAACAAAAAUCAGUGCAAGUGAACUGUGUGAGAGAAAUAAAAAGAAAAUUGUGCACCUUUUUUUUUGGAUCCUUGGCCGAGCCGUCCAACAGGUGCCUGCUGCUUUUCUUGACAAAGGAUUACGGAUAUUUAAGGACUAUACUACACUUAACAAGUUAGGUGCUUCCUCGCCAACAAAACCAUGUGCAUAUGAACUACUAUAUCGAAACAUUUUUAGUCACACACUCAAUAUUCAAAAUAUAACGAAAACAAAAAUCUAGCAACAUAAACAGAACAAAAAAAUGCGUAAAAGACAGAAACUCUUGCCGAGCAUAUCGGAAGUUUUGUUCUUAGUUAUUCUAAUAAGGAUCGCAUCUGUGUUCGGUCAAACAACAUGUAAUAAUGGACAAGGUAGAGUGCUAUAUGAACGUUUGCCAAAUCAGCAGUUACAAGGCUUCGAUGAUGAUGUGGUUCGUGAUACAGCGCCACCAUUUCGAGUGCUGGAAAAAUGUCAAGAUUUAUGCUUACGCGAUCGUACCGCUUCCAAUAAUUUGGUGCGAGCCUGCACAAGUUUUGACUUUCAACCGGGCAGCCGAAUUGCAUCGUAUAGCGGCAGCGCCGAAUAUGAAGAAUCAACAUGCUAUCUAACACGGGAACAGCCCGCUCCUGAGGGUAUUGGCAUAUUGAUGCUCGUACCAAACAGUGUCCAUUUCACGGAAAUUUGCUUGGCAUCGGGUCGGCCCGAACGUGAGUGUCCUAGUCGCCGAUAUGUAUUCGAAAGACAUCCACGGAAAAAGCUUAAACUGCCCGUAUCAGAUAUUAAGGAAAUAACGGCCGCCAAUCGAUCGGAUUGCGAAGAUAAAUGUUUGAAUGAAUUUUCGUUUGUGUGUCGUUCGGCGAAUUUUGAUUCGAAUCUUCGUAGCUGUUCACUCAGUCGCUUCACGCGGCGAACGCAUCCAGAACUCAUGGAAGAUGACCCAAACUCAGAUUAUUUGGAAAAUACUUGUUUGAAUGCGGAAAGACGAUGCGAUGGUUUGGCUGUGUUCGUAAAAGAGGAGAAUAAACGGCUUGGUGGCCCAUUCGAAGUGGAUAUAUUCAAUAACAUGACCCUUGAGGAAUGUCAAACGAUGUGCGUCCGGGCCGAGAAGUAUUUCUGUCGUUCGGUUGAGUUCGACGAUCAAACAAAGCAAUGUAUACUGUCGGAGGAAGAUUCGAUAUCGCAAAAGGAUGACAUAAGUGUGAGCUCAAGUCCGACACAUCAUUUUUACGAUCUCGUUUGUUUGGAUAACCAACGCGGUCAAGAGUAUCCAGACAACUCAGGUACUUCGCAUUUAUUUUCUGGUGGCAGACGGCCUGAUACAGCAUUUCAACGAUAUCGCAAUUCACGUUUGGGUGGUGAAUUUCAUUCGGAAAUAACUGGACGUUCGCUGAGCGAAUGUUUAGACGAAUGCUUGCGUCAAACCAGUUUCCAAUGUCGAUCGGCCGUGUACUCGGAUCGAUUUAGAACGUGCCGAUUAAGCCGUUACAAUCAAAAAGAUGGAAUGCGCAUUAUUUAUGAUGCUGACUAUGAUUACUAUGAAAAUCUAAUGCUAGGUGGAGACGGAGACGAUCGUGAUCGACCAAACAUGAACAGACCCGAUUGGCAACCGCCUUAUUAUGGUGACCGCGAUAGAGACCGCGAUCGGGACCGAGAUAGAGAUCGUAAUCGUAUCCCAAGCCGAUACCCAGACGACGACCGCUAUGGUGGACCGAAUCGAUAUCCGAUGGGCCCCGACCGUUAUCCAAUGAACGGUUUACGACCAGAUGGUGGCAGCAGUGGAUAUGACGAACGAUAUCCUGACUAUAUGGGCUUCGGCGGUGGUGGCGGCAGUGGCGGUGGCGGAGAUGGAUACGGAGGAGGAGGUGGCUAUCGACCACCAUAUGAUCGAUAUCCAUACGAAGAUCGCUAUCGACCAGACGAUCGAUAUAAUAGCAUUGGUGGCGGUGGUGGUAAUAGAUACCGGCCGGAUGAUCGAUAUGGUGGUAUGUUCCCGCCAACGCGUCGGAUUCCACCGCGUUAUCCACCCGCUCGAUAUCCCAUGGAUAAUAGCAUUGGUGGUGGUGGUGGUGAUAUGGGAGGCCGUUAUUAUCCGGAAAAUCGGUAUCCAGAUCAAAGGCCCGAUCGUUACCCAGAAUCCGAUGGCCGAUAUUAUGGAACGACCAUAACUGGUACACGGUAUCCAACAUCUGAUAACCGCUUCCCAGUUGGUAACGACCGCAGUCCAAUCUUCAUACUCAAGUACGGCAAUCGAUACGGAGGCGGAGGUGGAGGCGGAGGAGGCUCAGGCUAUGAUCGAUAUGGACCGCCGCCGAUGUAUGAUCGAGGUUACAACCGGUUCAGCGGACGGGAUCCUUAUUACUAUGAACGUGCUCGUCCCGGUGCCGCAUUCCCACCGUAUGAGAUUCCACAUCGUCCUGGUUUUGGUAUGGGCUAUGAUAAUUCGAUAAAUAGCCAAUUCGGUGAUGGUUUCGGCGGCUAUGGACCACCACGGCCAGUUACAUCACGCUGCGAAGAAAAUGACACAUUCAAACAGAUUGGAUCAAGGCAACGCAUUCGACGACAAUACAUCCGACGCAUUGUACCAGCAGCAUCGUUAUUGCAUUGCCAACGCGAAUGCAUCGAGGCUAAAGAUUUUAUAUGCCGUAGCUUUAACUAUCGCGAAACAACCGUAUUGUAUGAAAGUGAUCCGGCUGCAGCGGCAAACAACAAUGCUGGCCGUGAACGUGAACGCGAAGUAACCAAUUGUGAACUAAGUGACCGAGAUACAAGGGAAUUAGAUUUACAAAAUCCAACCAUGUUCGAUACGAGCAGCUUUGACUAUUACGAACGCAGCAAUGCUCGAAGUGGCUCAGACACUGAAUGCUUAGAUGUUUCACAAACGUGCAAUGAAGACGGUAUGGAAUUUACGCUGAGAACACCGGAAGGAUUUUAUGGUCGCAUUUAUACAUACGGUUUCUAUGAUCGGUGUUUCUUCCGUGGAAGUGGCGGCACUGUAAAUGUUCUUCGUAUCAGCGGCACUCAAGGUUAUCCCGAAUGUGGCACACAAAGGUACGGUGACACGAUGACGAACAUUGUGGUUGUGCAAUUCUCUGAUAACGUGCAAACUGGUCGUGAUAAGCGUUUUAAUUUGACUUGCAUAUUCCGUGGUCCGGGCGAGGCAGUCGUUACAUCUGGAUACAUUGGGGCUGGUUUUAACAAUAUUGACAGAUCGGGCAGCCCCAUUCCCAUCGAAUAUUUGCCAGCCGAAAAUACGCUAAGCUCAAAAGUGCGGCUCAUGAUCCUCUAUCAGAAUCGACCAACCACCACAAUUGCUGUCGGCGAUCCGCUCACACUUCGCAUUGAAUCACAAGACGGAUAUAACCAAUUGACCGACAUUUUUGCAACAAACGUCGUGGCCAGAGAUCCAUACUCUGGACGAAGCAUUCAAUUAAUUGAUCGUUAUGGUUGCCCAGUCGAUCCGUAUGUGUUCCCGGAAUUGGAUAAAUUGCGUAGCGGUGAUCAGCUGGAAGCUCGUUUCAAUGCAUUCAAAAUACCCGAAUCGAAUUUCCUAGUGUUUGAGGCAACGGUACGAACGUGUCGCGAAGGAUGUCAACCAGCGUACUGCCAGAGUGCAUCGGGUCGAAAUGAGCCAUCAUUUGGACGUCGAAGGCGUUCACUCAACGAUACUGUCGAUGAUAAUGAUGUGUCCGAAUCGAAACGAAUCAAUGGAACACUGAUCGAAGGUGCAAAACGUAAAAAUGCAACCGGCGACGACGAUGAUGAUGACGAAGAAACGAUCGAUUUCCCCGAACAAGUUCGCGAAAUGAUCGAAGUAUUUGAAUCACGUGAAGAAAUCGAAAAUGAAUCGGUCCCAAGAAAAUUGGUCGCUCCAACGGAAACACUUUGCAUCUCACCAUCCGAAUACCAUGGUUUGGUUGUGGCUAUCGUUUUGCUAAUGCUACUGUUGUUCAGCAUAACAUUGGCGGCUGGAUUAGCAUAUCGUCGCUAUUGGAAAACAAUGCUAAAGAAUCGAUCAUUUGACACCGCAUCACCGGUCCACUCAUUUGUACCGUCUGCGCUGCAUCAGAACAUGAACGUUUCCAGUCAUCAGUUUAACGCAUCAACUCGGCACGGAGCUUCACUUGGAAUUGGUUCAAGCGGCGGUCAUUUGAGCGGCAUUCGACCAAGCUUAUCACUCAUAAAUGGAACACUUCAAAAAACUUUCGCUACUGGGAAUUUAGCGCGCAUAAUGAAAAGUGAAAAUACAGUUACGGAAUUUGAUGAUCCGAGUGAGCCAAUCUAUACGGAUCCAUCGAUGUUUGAACGUUCCAGAGUUUAACGCACGAUCAUUGUGUUUUCAGAUCAAUGAACAGCAUUUCGAUUGAUCAGCCCUAAAAAUAGCCGCACGAAACGCAACAACAUUCGGAAGAAACAAAGCAAAUAACAUCAUCAACAACAAAAAUUAAUUUUAGUUGGCAUUCUUAACAAAACAAAACAAAAAUCUCAAGCAAUAGUAUUAUUGAUGAAAAAUUUCCGUUUAGUUUUUAGAAUAUAGUUUAAUGUAGCUAAAUGAAAAGAGAAAUUCAAGGAAGACAACACACAAGUACACACGCACGCACCCACUCACAAAUCUUCCAACAAUAAUUUAGUUUAGAGAAACAUAGAAAUUUUUUCUUCGGCAUUAAAAUCACACACAUUCACACCCAUGACACAAACAACACACACACUCACAUUAUUUAUAUGCGAUUUUUUUCCCAUUUCGUUUUCAAAGAAUGACAUAAACCGAAAAACAAAAGUUUCUAUCUUGAAAGAGAGGAAAGAAAAAUGGAAUUUUCACAUAAUUUUUUUUCUUUUAUUCUUUUUAUUAUAAAUGACGAGCUCAUGAUGUUUUAGAUUCUGUGAUGUCGAAUAUUAUUUUAUGCCGGAGCCCAGCGACUAAAGUCCAUAGACUGAAUUGCGCUGAUAGCAAACUAAAUGAUUUGUUUUUCCCCCCCCUCUGAAUUCGGUUGUUUUCUUUUCUGUCACUGCACUUGAAUCAUUUUUUUUUCUUCUGUGCAAACACGAAAUACAACAUUUAAAAAGAACAUAUCAUACUGUGCACGUAUCCAAAUGUAGUUGAAAUUCGUUUUCGAUGACCUCGAAUUAAUGUCAAAAUUAUACAAUAUCUGUUUUCAGUGCAGCAAAACUUGAAACUAUUUUGAAGGCAUUUUGCGGACUUUGUCAUCGCUCCCAAGUGGAGGAUGGAAAAUGCGUUGGUGUAAAAGCUGAAGAGCGCCAAUACGUACACUCACACACACACACCCCAAAUGAUUUCAGUGGCGAAAGGGAAUAAACUGUAAUUUUCCCAAAAAACCAAAUCAACCUCCUGUCAACAUGUCAACAACAGAAUAUCUUACGCUAAAAACACAUUCUCACAUUACAUCACAUAAUUUGGUCAUUGAAAUGCCUCACUUACUUUUCAGGUUCUCUAUAUAAAGACUCGAAUUUGCGUCCAAACAUGGAAUUUUCGCAAAGCCUCUUUGAUUUCACUUUCCUUCUUUUGAAUAUUUUUUUCUAAAUAAAAGUUCCGUUUUUCGUCACUGGAAUGAAUUGAGACUAGAUCGAUUCGACACGUUGUUCAACACAAUAAUAAUUGAGACAUUAAAUUAAAUGAAUUGGCUGAUUCGCCAACAAAAAAAAAAAAUAGAGCUAACAACUGACAUUAUUUCGUUUGCUUCAUUUGGAUGCGUUUCACAAUGCAUCCAAGAGCACCCAAAUUGAUCAAAUGAACUUCAUGGCAAAUGAUUUUCGAUAGGUUGAUAGACAUGAAAUUUCGAAUUACAAUUCAUUUUUACUAUACUUAUGCACCCGCACCCAACAAAAUCAAAAUGAAAAAAAUAAUAAAAGAAACCGAAAAAUCCGUUCCAAUCGAUCACCUAUGAGACAAUCGAUGCCUUAAUCUUAAUUCUUUAUUUAAUACUGAGGAAAGUAGAUGAUAUAUUUAAAUAAGAUAUUUAGAUUUUUGUUUUAACAUUGAGACCAUCUGAUUUUGAUGCGAAAGACAACUACAAAAAAUAGCAGCAACAAACAAGGAUUUUUGCAUUUGUGCACCACUUUUUAGUUUGAUAAAAACGUAUAUGAUCUUCGAUUGAUUGAGACAAACGAGAUACAUAGAUGAUGCAGAGAGGUGAAUGGACCGACAUCGACACCGACGAUCGGCAAAUAAUCUACCUUCUACGGCAACUAUAGUUUUUUUCUCCCCCAUUAAAUUUUAAGUUCCAACAGAAAAAUUGAAAGAAAAAGAGCAGUAUUUCUAUAUUUCAUAAUGAUUACGUUGUCAGAGAGAUGCGCCUUCCAUUUUACAAUGUAUGUGUAAUUUUAAAUAUAUAUUAUAUGCAUAAAUUUUAUAUAAUCAGCUAAUGUUUGUUUUUUCAUAACCGAUUAAAAUAGAAUUUGCAGCAAAGAAAAAAAAA